AUGAAGCUAGCACAAACGCCGCCAUCUUUCCAGCACGUUCAGUACGUCUCAUGUCAGAGGGCAAGGGGCGGGAACUGCAACUUCGAGUUAACGCUUAACACAGGAAACUGUAGGAACGAAGGUUCAGUGUUGCCAGAUCAGGUUUUCCCACCUGAUCUAGAGGUUUCACGUUUCUGCUCAGGGCAAUCUGGAGCUAAAAACCUUGGAGUCACCCUGGACCCCUGCCUCUCUUAUUCCCAGCACAUCUCCACUCUGGCACGCACUUGCAGAUUCUUCCUGAGCAACAUCCGAAGAAUCCGACCCUUCCUCACCAACUAUGCUACCCAGCUCCUGGUCCAGGCCCUGGUACUCUCCCGCCUAGACUACUGCAACUCCCUCCUGGCUGGCCUCCCUGCGUCCGCCACCCGUCCGCUCCAGCUCAUCCAGAACUCUGCUGCUCGCCUGGUGUUCUCUCUACCUCGCUUCGCCCACGCUACUCCACUACUCCGCUCGCUCCACUGGCUCCCGAUCACCGCUCGCAUCCAGUUCAAGACUCUUGUACUAGCCUACAGAUGCCUUGAUCAGACUGCACCCAGCUACCUCCAGACCCUCAUCUCUCCCUACACCCCCACUCGACCUCUCCGCUCCGCCUGCACUAGAAGACUGGCUCUACCUCCGCUACGCUCCCCUGCCUCCCGAGCCCGCUCCUUCUCCACCCUUGCUCCGCAGUGGUGGAACGACCUUCCUACAGAUGUCAGGACUGCCCAGUCCCUGACCACAUUCCGGCGCCUCCUUAAGACUCACCUCUUCAAACAGCACCUGUAGAACUCCUCUGUUGUAUCCUGGGACACUAUCACCCUUCAUUUAAAUAUGCUUUAUUUUGCUCUUAUCUGCCCCCUAUUUUACUGCAUUUAAUCCUGUACCUCAGAAUAUUGUAAUCUCCCAAGUGUUUAAUCUGUAGUAUUUUGUACUUAAUCAUAUCCUGAUGUAACUUUCACUAUUAUCUGCUGUAUUAUUGAAUUGUGGUUUGUCACACUUGAGAAUUAUUGUAUUUCUUGUUCUUAUUGUAUGACUUAUAUUGUAACACUUGAAUGUAUUUGUAUUUGCUUGCGAUUGUAAGUCGCCCUGGAUAAGGGCGUCUGCUAAGAAAUAAAUAAUAAUAAUAAUAAUAAUAAUAUAGCAUUUACCACUCCUCAUAUAAGGGAUACAGAGUUUACUCACUUUUACUCUCCUGUGAUAUGCAAGUCCUGGGUUAAAGACAAGAUAUUUUAACAGUGAGCAUCUGUGUUGCGUUGCUGGGCACGAGACUGACAGCUGAGAGCUCUCGGUUAGAACUGUGGCAUGAGCAGGGGGGGCGUGGCCACUGGACUGUGUGUUCUGUGUGUGUGGUUGAGUAUGAUUGGUUGUUUAUGUUCUGUUAAUGUUAUGUCAUUAGGCAUACCGGUCCUGCAGGGCGGUGCUACUAGCCUUCAUCCUAGCCCGCGAAAGGACGCUCACAGAACUGUUCAGUGAAGCACACCAUCGGGUCUGUGACUGUUCAUGUGAACAGCACCUGAAAGGGUAAAGGACUGUAUGGGUGGAUCUGGUUGGCUGAAGGCCAAUAACAAUGUAUGUGUUCAUGUUUAUCUGUUCAAUCUAUCUGUUCAACUCUACCAAACAGGGCAGGUUACCCACUUUUUUUAUUUACCACUACACCACUGACUGUGACAUCAUGCCUGUUGGCAGCUGUAACCUGUGAUUUUUAUAGAAUUUCUCCAGACGUUCGAUUUACUGUGACUGCCCAGUAUAAGAUCACUUCAUGUGCGCACGUAUUAGGGCCGCUAGGCACACAUAUAUUAUACAUAGAAUUUAUACAUAGAGUGUUUAAGUUUUGUGCCAGUCAGUGAAUAUGUAUUCUGGAAAAUGAAUAAUGUUGCCAUGGUGUGCCAAUAUAAUAUUACUGGAGGUUUAAGAAUUAUACAAGUACAGUGCAUUCUAAAGCACAUGAAUCACAUGUCCUAUGAAAAUGCACAUGCAGUAGAUUCUUCUGAAAUGCAUAUCCCAUGUGACUAACAGUUUUAUGCAUUUAACCAGAAUAAGGAACAUACAUUUUCAAAAGAAAUGUACUUCACAGUUGUAUGCAAUUAUAUGGUAUACAAUUAAGUGUAUUACACUGUAUAUGUUACUGAUAAUUGCAAAUGCUGAUUAACUGCAUACAACUGUUAGGCACCUGAGCUAUGCAAUUAACAAGAAUCUACUGUAAUAGGACUUAACAUGAUGUGCUUCUGGAAUUAUUUUAAAGUUGGAUUUCAGUGUCUCUUAAUAAAUUCAGUAUGUAUUGAACAUUUCACCAGCCUAAUUCUUUGUGUUUACAAGUAGAAAAACAGGAACCUGAGCCCUUGAGCGGUAUUAGGGGCAGCUCUAAAGGUUUUCUUGCAUUCAUCUAGAGGUUGUUUUGAGGAGGAUCUGGCAACACUGCUAAGGUUGGAUUAUUGAAUAAAAACAGAGACACAAAAGCUAAUGUAGCUCAUGUAUUUAUGUGUAAACAGGCUCUCCAUCAAAUUACUAUUUCUAUCAUGCAAUUGGCUUCACUGAUAAGCUGAAUCUCUGUCUAGUCUCAAGACAGCAGAUCUGACUGACUGGAGCCACGAUAAGACCGUGCUUAGCAGCAGUGCUUCACAAAUUUACUGAUGGUUUACAAGGAACAUCAAGAGGAUCUCAUAUAUACUGUUUUGUAAAGAGCUCUUCACUGCAGAUUUUGAGGGAUUUUUUUACUUGUACAUGUUUAUGUUUGUGCCUGGUACACUUUUAAAAGUGACCAUGCACACAAACCCACAGAAACCGUAAUGGAAUUCACAUGUGCAUGGCUUUAUGACCGUGCCUGUGUUGUUACUGUGAUAUGCUGAAAUAAAGUUGCUGA
Molecule: messenger RNA, 2878 nt
Organism: Acipenser ruthenus (sterlet)
Lineage: Eukaryota; Metazoa; Chordata; Actinopteri; Acipenseriformes; Acipenseridae
Exons: 3
Coding region: 1-804 (267 amino acids)
Source: RefSeq, a predicted model, not a curated record